AUGUUGUCACCAAUCUCACACUUGCCAUUUGUAGUUCUCAUAUUAUCCGUUUCAGUAGCAACUUCAGCGACACAUCAAGAAAGUUUUGUCCAAUGUCUCAACUUGAAUUCGGACAAAACAUUUCCAUUUAACUCGUUAAUCUACACUCCAAACAAUCCUUCAUUCACCAGCGUCCUUGACUCCUCUGGCCAGAAUCGCAGGCUUUUGGUGUCUUCAGCACCAAAACCUAAGUUUAUAUUCACACCCACCCGUGAUUCCCAUGUUCAAGCAGCAGUAAUUUGCUCCAAGAAACUUGGGAUUCAUUUUAGAGUGUUAAGUGGUGGCCAUGACUUUGAAGGGAUCUCAUACGUUUCCGAAAUUGGAGGAGUAUUCAUAGUCAUUGACUUGAUCAAGCUCCGUGAAAUAAACGUUGAUAUCAAAAGCAACACUGCUUGGGUUGAGGCUGGUGCCACAAACGGUGAAGUGUACUAUAGAAUAUAUGAGAAGAGUUCAGUUCAUGGUUUCCCUGCAGGGGUUUGCACAAGCUUAGGAAUUGGAGGGCACAUUACAGGAGGAGCAUAUGGAACCAUGGUGAGAAAAUAUGGCCUAGCGGUGGAUAAUGUCUUAGAUGCUAAAAUUGUCGAUGCCAAUGGAAGAAUUCUUGAUAGGGAAGCCAUGGGGGAAGACUUAUUUUGGGCAAUCAGAGGUGGUGGAGGUGGAAGCUUUGGUAUCCUGCUUUGGUGGAAGAUUAAGUUGGUUCCUGUGCCCUCAACUGUUACAGUUUUUACAGUUAACAAGACCCUUGAGGAAGGUGCAACCAAGCUUCUUCAAAGAUGGCAGGAAGUGGCACCCUAUGUUGAUCACAACCUCUUUAUCAGAGUACUCAUUCAAAGAACACAGAAAACUAUCACAACUCUUUACAAUGCUCUUUUCCUUGGUGAGGCCAGAGAACUUCUUAAAAUCAUGAAGACAAGCUUCCCUGAGUUGGGCUUGAGAAGAAACGAUUGCUUGGAAACUAGCUGGAUCAAAUCUGUGCUAUAUUUUUCAAACUUUCCAAGUGGUACUAAUCCUGAAGUUCUGCUUCGAGGAAAGUCACUAGUCAAGACCUUCUUCAAGGGAAAAUCAGAUUUUGUAAGAGAACCGAUACCAGAAACCGGGCUCGAGGGGCUGUGGCAAAGGGUGCUUGAAGACGAUAGCUCCUUGAUUAUAUGGAGCCCAUAUGGUGGAAGCAUGAACCAGUUUUCAGAAUCUGACACCCCUUUUCCUUACAGAAAUGGAACAAGGUUCAUCAUUCUUUACUUGUCUGCUUGGCAAGAGGGUGACAAGAAUGCUGCAAAGCACAUAGAUUGGAUUAGGAACGUUCACAACUACAUGGUUCCUUAUGUGUCAAGCUUCCCAAGGGGACAAUAUGUGAAUUACAGGGAUCUUGAUUUGGGAGUAAACACCAAGAAUAGCACAAGCUACAGGGAGGCAAGUGUCUGGGGUUAUAGGUAUUUCAAGAACAACUUCGACAGGUUGGUAAAGAUUAAGACCAAAGUUGAUCCUCAAAACGUCUUCAGGCAUGAGCAGAGUGUCCCACCACUUCCAGUGUGA
Molecule: messenger RNA, 1572 nt
Organism: Sphenostylis stenocarpa
Lineage: Eukaryota; Viridiplantae; Streptophyta; Magnoliopsida; Fabales; Fabaceae
Source: the annotation of a GenBank genome assembly